This is a messenger RNA of Cyprinodon variegatus (sheepshead minnow), 996 nucleotides long. Its product is annotated as protein yippee-like 5. The record is from RefSeq and is a predicted model, not a curated record. The transcript is spliced from 3 exons. The coding region runs from base 158 to 520 and encodes 120 amino acids. Lineage: Eukaryota; Metazoa; Chordata; Actinopteri; Cyprinodontiformes; Cyprinodontidae.
UUCUAUUUCCUGGGAUGCUGUUUUCACGAAAACAAAGCUGCUGAAUCGAAGAGUUACAGUUGAACAUAAGACAAAAAGUCAGCUAUUUUCGACUAAAAAUCUACUUUUACCUUUUCUUUAUUACAAAUUACGAGCUGUUUCCCCGCUGGUUGAGGAAAUGGGCCGGAUCUUCCUGGAUCACAUCGGUGGGAGUCGCCUCUUCUCCUGUGCCAACUGUGACACAAUUCUGACCAAUCGUGCUGAACUCAUCUCUACACGCUUCACUGGAGCAACCGGCAGAGCUUUCCUCUUUAAUAAGGUUGUGAAUCUGCAGCACAGCGAGGUGCAGGACAGAGUCAUGCUGACCGGAAGACACAUGGUGCGAGAUGUCAGCUGCAAGAACUGCAACAGCAAGCUGGGCUGGAUGUACGAGUUUGCCACAGAGGAAAGUCAGCGCUACAAGGAGGGCCGAAUAAUCCUAGAGAGGGCUUUGGUGAGGGAGAGCGAAGGCUUUGAGCACAUUCCAUCUGAUGCUUCAUGAGUUCACCAUCAUUGCCAGUGUGCUCAGAGUCAUACAGCUUUUCCCUCAAGCAGUAGUUCACCCUCUUGCAUGGACAGUGAUCACUUUGCAGGUAAAGCUGCGCCAGAAAAUAAAAAAAAAAUGCUUCGAUGGGUGUUUGUGGGAAAUCCAGAGUUAAAUGAGAAUGGUGUUGCUUUCCUGCCCAUUUUAGAUUCCUCCAGUUGUAUUGCAGGGCCAGUAGGGUGCAGUGUUGUUCAAAUGGUGGGAGAUUAGCUGUUGGAAGAACAAAUACGAUUCUCUCUUAAAUUAAAGUGCGGAGCUCAGAGGUGGAGCAUUAAGCUAAAUAACCCAAGCUUACGAUAAUUAGUGCUGUUUGCUUUAUUUUUUUCUUUUGUUUCUUUUGUCUUUCUAUUUAUUUUCAUUGUAGUGUUUAUUUAUUCUAUUUAGUGAAAAAAGUUAUUAUUUUGGGCCUGUUAGAUAUUAUUAUUUAAAGUUAU